UCGCCGCAUCGCAUCGUUUCGUCAUUCAGCCAGUUGGUCGGCAGACAAACGAAACUGGAUAACAGAAUCGGAGGUCGUGGAAGCAUCAUCAGUAGACUUUUAUCACUUGUCGUGCGCGGUCGAACAAAAGGAUUCUAACGGUCGGCGUCGGAAUACGUGUGAAAAUCCGUUCGGAUUGCUACUAACUGGCCGGUGUGUGUAUUCGCCGUGUAGUAGAAGAAAACUCGAACUCAAAGGCUCUACCAUCGGAAGUUACUAUUUUUGGGGGAAACUUGUGUCGCUUUAAAUUUGUUGUGCGUUUCGAUUUAAAGGGAGCCUAUUGUUUUGAUUUGCGGAAAACGGCCGCACGGACUAGUGGAUUCCAAUAGGAAUCGUCGCUUUUGUCGGCGGCUGUGGACUUCUGCGUAUUAAAGGCGGUUGUAAAAGCUCGAUUCUAUGAAUGGAAAAUCGGAACAGAUGCCUUCAGUCAUUAAACCCACAGGACGAGAACGUACGCUCUAAUAGCAUCCCAGCCUCUAUUAGUCGAAGACAACUACAGACCACGACGAGUGCAUCUUUCAGUUUGACUGGGUUUUAAAUUGAAUUGAAUUGGCCAGAACUCGAUUUCACGAUCCUUCGAGAGUGAAUCUAGCGCGUGUGACGACCUUAUUCACGGCGCUCGUGGAUGGCGUAAAUCCCAUCUGUGAUGUGACUAAUUGUGCCUCCGUGUGUCCGCGUUCGUGUCCCGGUGGAAAAUCGUAUAAAACGUUAGGAACGGAAGAAAAUUAUCCUAGCGACGACCGGUGGUUGGUGUAAGUACGCGCGUGAGUGUGAUUGGUGUCGGAGAGUAAUCAGUUAUCCUCCCGCCUGGGAAGAAGUACGGAAUUGUGCAGGAAAAACUGACGGAGCUCCAGCAUCCGAUGAAUCCAAACCUGCUAGCAGCGUCAUCGCCGGAGGGGUCGAACAGACAAAGGAUGGCGAACUCGUGGUGCAGUCGCAGCAUCCCGGUGUCGUCAUCCAGUGCAUGGCGGCGGGGCCGUACUGAUGGUGGUGGUGCUGCGUCAUUCUCAACGGCUACGACAACGAUGAUUUUCCCGGUGGGGCCUACCACCAACAGAACGAUGCCGACGACAGCGAUGGGGAGAUCCCUGUGGUUGAUGCUGAUCCCGGCUUUGCUCCUGAGCACGUCGCUCGGCGUGACUCAGUGCAAUGCUCAGGAACCAUAUUACUCCGUCGGACGACUUCAUCUGAACGUUCCCAUUUCCAAAGAAGCAUACAUCAUACUGCGCGACCAUCCCCUCCUCAGUGUGUCAUUGCCCAGCAGGGGAAAUACCUCCGAACCAUACCGGUACAGCAUCGAGAGCCCCACUGAGCCCUACCUGAAAGUGAACGACACCUCGGGCGAUAUUUGGAUAGCAUCGCAUUUCCUAGACCUGCAAAGUGCGACUGAAUUCAUCAUUGCGGCAUACAGCCAACAGAAUGGUACGCUGCGCCGGCUCAGUUUGACCAUCACUCCCGUUCCGUUGGGAAACGUCUCGCUUUCAAGGUUCUGCGAGGAGCACGUUGAUACGAUUUGCUUCUGGGACCGUGCCGUUUACAAAAUUCAGGAAAACGAAAUUCCUGGAUUUGCGAUUGGGCCACUCGGUGCCGAUCUGUAUCGAAAGCUCUGUCGGACCCACUCCGUUCGCUAUCAGCUCAACAACGCAACCAAUUAUCUGUCGACCAGCAAUGGAACGUUGUACAGUGUCGCCUCACUGGAUCACGAUUCAGCGCCGCCCGGUCCUCUAGUGAAAGUCAGUGUUCGUUGCAUGGUCCAGUUUAGUGGGAACGAUGUUCCCCAGGAAUUUGACAAAACUGUCGAUAUUUCCGUUCUGGAUCGGAACGAUAAUCGGCCACGUUUGCAGCACACUAACGACACGCACAUCGAAUUGGUGCUUGAUGAUCCACAUAUUGAAGAGGGUGAACCUUUAAAACAUUUGAAUGUUCUGUUCUUUGACAAAGACACAAUUGCUCUGAACAGCCAUGUGCACUAUCAGCUGCUGAACGAUUCAUACCAACUGUUCGAACCAAAAUGUAUCACCUACGAAAUCGAUCGCGACGGUAGAAGACAAACUGUUUUCAGUUGUACACUGAUCGCCCGAAAAACCGGCAUCCUUCCUAAGGGACGCUACUGCGUCGUGCUACAAGCCUUGGACGAUACAGUCUCAAAUAUAGACUCGAAUCUAUUCAACAAUUCGACGAUCUGUAUUGAUCCAAAUCACAACCGUUUUUUGCUGCCACGACCGGAACCUCUCAUUAGCGGGGAUCUUCCCAUUCCGGUGGACAGUAAACCGGCACGAUCGGGCGGAGGUGGGAAGAAGCGAUCCAGCAAUAGAAUAGCAGCGGCCUUGGCGAACUUUACCUAUCCGGACCGGGUGGAACUGUACAACAGUGCUUCUCAGUAUGCGCGCGUGGCUCAACCGAGCAACAUGUACGACCAGAUUACGGAGAGUAAAACGAAUUUAAACUACCGGAUUCUCUCCAACCCGCUCAAUGCUUUUGAUAUUACUGAGUCGGCAGGCAUCAUCUAUCUUAAGGAUGCUACAGCUAUUCGGAAGCAACCGACGAAUGUGGUGUUACGAUUGUUGGUUGGAUGGUUGGAUCAUAACGCUACGAUUGGAAUUUCUAUCAAACACAGCGUUGGAGUCUCGUGCAAUGUCUCUUCAGAGGAUUUUUGCUCCCGUCAUCCGAACCAGACAAGUUGUGUCAACAGCUGUGGCGUUGGCAGCCUGAUGGGUAACUGCAUGUUCCGAAUUCCCGAUCCAGCAAGCGCCUUCUCAAUGUUUGCUAAGCAAGAGGAAUCUACAUUCGACGAAAAUUAUCCGACCUGUACACCGGACUUGAGCUACUGUCCGGAUAACGUAUGCGAUCCGCUGGAGGACAUGGCUCACAGAAAGAAGAUCCAAAUUUGUCCACAGGAUUGCGUUUACCCUGACGAAAUCAUCGGUGUCUUCGAACGCCUGCAUACUUCAGCCCGGGGAAUCCACAUGUCGGGAGCGGGAGCUUGCACAUGCCGAUCGACAGGGCAGUGCGAUUGCUUCAGUAGGCUUGGUAUAAAAAAGGAACAUAGGAAAAACAACACGAAAACGAGGGCGACCAAAACCAGCACAACUACUGAACCAGUUGUGCUGUACAACGGUACGGAUGGAGCGUCUUCGCCAGCUGCUGUCCGGGACGGUGGCAAUUACUACCAAAAUGGGUUGAUUAACGGGCCGAAUGCGCCGAUGUUCCUGUUAGCCAUUGUGGUCAUUCCGAUGAUUGUGGCCGUACUGCUGGUGUCGUAUUGUUUCUCUCGGAAAACGGGUCUCAAGGAGAAACUGACCGACGGGAACAACAUUCCGAUGCGUAUGGUUAGCAACGAAACAGAAGUAUUCAACGUGGAUCUACCGCUCAACUCGAGGAUCAAUGAUAUCAACUUUAAAAUUGAUUUCGACUCCAAGUGGGAAUUCCCUCGCGCGAAUUUGAUUCUCGACAUAACGCUCGGCUCAGGAGAGUUCGGCAAAGUUCUCAAAGCAUAUGCGACUGAUCUGCCGGAAAAACCGGGAAUUACCACAGUGGCCGUUAAGAUGCUAAAAACUGGUGCCAAUUCAGUAGAGUUGUUAGCUCUGCUAUCCGAAUACCAACUGCUGCAAGAAGUGACCCAUCCAAACGUGAUCCGGCUACUCGGUGCCUGCACCAAAGGGGAAUCUCCGCUGCUUAUUAUAGAGUAUUGCCAGUACGGAUCACUAAAAAACUAUCUCCGCUUGAGCCGCAAACUGGAAGUGAUGGAUUCUACCGACUACGAGAAUGCCAUCGAGCCUAUCACGGUCAAGGACAUACUGUCGUUCGCCUGGCAGAUCAGCAAAGGAAUGGCCUAUUUAACAGAAAUCAAACUGGUUCACCGCGAUCUGGCCGCGCGGAAUGUGCUUCUCGCCGAGGGCAAAGUGUGCAAGAUAUCCGACUUUGGACUUACGCGAGAUGUAUACGAGGAUGACGCUUAUCUUAAGAAGAGCAAGGAUCGUGUACCGGUCAAGUGGAUGGCACCGGAAUCGCUUGCGGACCACAUCUACACCACAAAAAGCGACGUUUGGGCUUUCGGAGUCGUGUGCUGGGAAUUGAUCACCUUGGGCGCCUCACCCUACCCUGGCAUACCACCGCAAAAUUUGUACACUCUGCUGAAGCAAGGGUAUCGAAUGGAAUGUCCGAAAAAUUGUUCGGAAGAAAUAUAUAGUAUAGUUCGUUCCUGUUGGUCGGAUGAUCCAAAACUGCGACCGUCGUUCAAAUAUUUGGCUGGCCAAUUUGAACAAUUGUUGGGUCGCACCGCGAAGUACAUCGAUAUGGAGCAAAAUUCCAUUUCAAAUCCGGUGUACUGCGAAAAUACCGACGAAACCGAUUGCUCCAAAGUGUCCUUCGUCAAGGAAGAACAAGCACGCCUCGAAAACCUCUGGACAACGCCUCAGUAUGAAUCGGCGACUGACAGCAGCACCCUGGACAGCAUUCGUUACCUGUCUCCCAUAACGGAUAAAAAAUCAGCAAUUCAACAAAGUUAUGACACGCCUCGCCCACUGAUUGAGACUGCAACAAUCGAGCAGAAACUGCGUUACGAAAACGAUGUCCGAUUGCGGCCAAAGAAGAUUCACAACUUCUAUCCGCCCUCAUCGACCCCAACCAUCUACAUCAACUCAUCCAGCCAUCCGAAUCUGCUGUCCAAGUUCAUGGAUGAAACAUCUUUUUCCGUGAUAACUGGCAGCGAAUACGAUUCCCCCAACAAACAACCUCGGCCCGUUUCCUAUUUGGAUAUGAACAAGAACAGUGUCAAUCUGAACCUGGAAAUCAACAACAUCGUCGAUAAGAAACAGUCGAAGGAUAUUGCUUUCCGGUUCUCGAGCGUCGAUAAUGACCUGCAGACCAUGUGUGGUGGCAGUUGCGCACCAGCACAAGAAACCAACAUCCCGGUCGGACGGGUACAGAGCGAUCCCAAGAUGGUCAAUAGUGUCGACGGGAGAGAUGAGGUGGACUAUCCCAUAAAAAUGAAAAAUGAGCCAGAUAUUGUAUCAGUUACCGUAACCUCGACUGUUUAACUUAGGACAACUUAGAAAAAAUUUCAUUUUUGGAAAUAUUUAUUUUGUUUAGUUUAUACGAAUCAAAGCGCUAAUUCAAUAGACUCAGAACAGCAGUAUCCAUAAGCAAAAGUGGUAUUAGGCGCAAUGGAACCAAAGUAGUAUCAAAUAGACAUAGAACCAAUCAAAAUAAAUAUUUGAUAUCAAUAUUGAACCGUAGUUAGGUGAUAGGAGAACAGUUAAGCAGAGCUUAAAUGUGUUUUUGAUUGACUUGAUCGUAUAUUUUUUAUGUUUAUUUAUUUCUCGUUAAGAAUUGUUUGUUUGCUAAUAUAUAGCAAUGGAUCUCAUUUAUGUUUGUAAUCGAAUACCAAAUAUGUUGUUCCAAAGAUCAGCUCAAACUGGCUGGCUUACGUUCCUAAGUUAUUUAUUCUGUAUUGUAUGUUUUAGAGACAGGAAAAAUGUGCCAUAAACUGUUGAAUCUGUUGAAGAAAAAUGAACAGACAUUUAGAUGAUAAGAUGUUUAUUAUUCUAUUGAUAUUAAUUCACUGAAUACCGACAUUCCUCAUCAAAAUUGAUACACGACUGAAACAGUCACAUUCUGAAAUUACCUACAAGUUAAAAAUACGUCAGCAACUAAUUGAAAUAGCCUGUGCUUAUUUACAACAUCAAUAAAUGCAGGGCAUCCCAUACGAGUAACAAGCAAAUAUAAGUGGUUGUAAUGGUAACCAUAAAGUAA
Molecule: messenger RNA, 5793 nt
Organism: Armigeres subalbatus
Lineage: Eukaryota; Metazoa; Arthropoda; Insecta; Diptera; Culicidae
Exons: 12
Coding region: 900-5078 (1392 amino acids)
Biological process (GO): positive regulation of kinase activity; multicellular organism development; cell adhesion
Cellular component (GO): signaling receptor complex; plasma membrane; axon
Molecular function (GO): transmembrane receptor protein tyrosine kinase activity; ATP binding
Source: RefSeq, a predicted model, not a curated record